GUUAGUUUUUGCACCCCCCAAAAACAUUUUUUUUGUUUUAAAAGUAGGGCUGGACAGAUUUAGUGCUGCUGUGAGUGUGCAGCGCUUGGGUUUGUGUGUGAGGAAGCAGUGUGGUUGUCGGCUCCGAGGUGUUACAGCUUAAACACUUCCUCGUCUUCUUCUUUACUCUCAUCAUCACACCGACCAGCAGAGAACAUCGUCGUUUUAUAGUCCACCUCAGCGUAGACUGACCUCACAUGUGAGACACUGACUUCACGUCGUCUAAUGAGACUUAUUGAUGUGAAGUUUACGACGUUAAGAAGAACUUGUGGGAUAUAAAAAUCUGAUUUCCGGGUGUUGAGCAGUUCUUCCUACCAAUUGAGUGAUGCCUCGUUCUUUCUUGGUGAAGCGAGGAGGUCUGCACAACCUUGGGAAAAAGUCAGGGCCCCGUGAUACUUCCCUGGAGUACUCCACAUCAGAAACAUCAGAUGAUAACGCAGUGCCCAUGGGAGUACUGCAGCAGGCCCUUCCUGCUGCCAGCCAGCCAGAUGAAAGUGAGCACAUUCAGCCAUUCACUCUCAAAUAUUAUGAUCUGCUGAGCCUUGCAGUCCUGCCUUGCAGUCCUGCCAUCACAAAUACUUUUAGCCCCGUGGAGAAAGUCGAGUCUCGCCCUCCCGCACUAGGUGUAUGGUCCAGACCUCAUGUGAUCUCAGGAUAUCCAGACAAACUGUCCGUCGGGCUGGGUGACUUGACUCAGCACCCUCACAUCUUGAGGGAGACCAGGAGCAGUGGCUGCUCGAAGAUCAGCGCUGCGAGGCAGGAGUGUCCACUCUGCAGCAAAAUAUUUUCAUGUCUGUCGAGUUUGAAGACUCACAUAUGCAAGAAUCAUGGAGGCAGAGCUCUGGCACACAUCAAGUCCAGCAGGACAAAUUCUGAGCUGCCGCUAUGCAGGGGGAAGGAGAGGACGUUUGGCUGUUCCGUGUGUGGCAAAGUGUUCAAGCGCUCCUCCACCCUCUCCACUCACCUGCUCAUACAUUCGGACACGCGGCCCUACCCCUGCCAGUACUGUGGCAAAAGGUUCCACCAGAAGUCUGACAUGAAGAAACACACCUUCAUACACACCGGCGAGAAGCCCCACGUGUGUCAGAUAUGUGGGAAGGCAUUCAGCCAGAGCUCCAACCUCAUCACCCACAGCCGUAAGCACAGGAGCGACCGGCCCUACCGCUGUCCCCGCUGCCCCUACGGCUUCCAGCAGAAAGUGGACCUCCGGCUGCACCAGGAGCAGCACUGCGCCUACCGCUGA
Molecule: messenger RNA, 1282 nt
Organism: Anoplopoma fimbria (sablefish)
Lineage: Eukaryota; Metazoa; Chordata; Actinopteri; Perciformes; Anoplopomatidae
Product: zinc finger protein Gfi-1-like
Exons: 6
Coding region: 365-1282 (305 amino acids)
Biological process (GO): regulation of transcription by RNA polymerase II
Molecular function (GO): DNA-binding transcription factor activity, RNA polymerase II-specific; RNA polymerase II cis-regulatory region sequence-specific DNA binding
Source: RefSeq, a predicted model, not a curated record